This is a messenger RNA of Tachysurus fulvidraco (yellow catfish), 1630 nucleotides long. RefSeq names its product myelin protein zero-like 3 (gene mpzl3). Gene Ontology annotation, cellular component: membrane. Lineage: Eukaryota; Metazoa; Chordata; Actinopteri; Siluriformes; Bagridae. The record is from RefSeq and is a predicted model, not a curated record.
UAGUAAACUCUGCGCAUGCGCGACACUUUUUCCCAAACAUGGACGAUCCGGAACUUUAACCUCCUGUGGAUACUUUCAGAUCAUUCCUUUAUAUUUAACUUUGAUAAAAUGGAUUUAACACGACGACAGAGGACUCCUUCGGGGAUGUAUUUGGUUUUAUUGUUCAGCAUCAUUUUGUGGUCAGGCCCGGCGUCUUGUAUAACAGUGAGCGGCCCGGAGGAGAUAAACGCAGUACAGGGCGAGAUGGUAACGUUGUCCUGCCACUUCACCUCGACGCAUCGCCCGACCAGCCGAAUAUCCAUCGACUGGUCCUUCAGACCUCAGAGUGGUGGCCCUUCUCAAAUCUUCUUUCACUUCUACUCCAAGGCGUAUCCUCCAGAGGAUGGGCACUUCAAAGGGCGAGUGAAAUGGCACGGAGACCCGGCGCGAGGCGACGCAUCGAUCCGCCUCCUGAACGCAUCGCUGACCGACAACGGCACUUAUAGCUGCGCCAUCCGCAACCCGCCCGACUUCCAAGGACUUCCCUUAAACACCUUCCUCACCGUCAGCCUUAAGAAAGGCACUGUGCACUUUUCGGACAUUGCUAUGCUGCUGUUCUUCAUCCUCCUGCCGUCGUUGCUGAUCGCGAUGCUGCUGUUCGCGAGAAUGCUCUGUCCGUGUUGCUCUCCACGUGUCAAGAGCUCGCACGUCCACCGCCACUCACCCAUAGAGGAUGUGGAGGAAAUGCUCACAUACAGUAAAGAGUGCGCCUACCAUCAUCCCUCGUCAAAGCGGAAGCCUGCCAUGUGCUGCGAAAUGUAUAUGGAGGACUCGGAUGAAGAAUGCCGCAGACAUAUCGAGAAGCAACGGAUGCAGCGGAUCGAGGCAGAGUCUCACUGUUAGAUCUUCCGGUAACGUGGAAAGCCAGGCAAAGCAUCUCAGCACAGACACGUCUUCACGAUCAUUUAGUUUCCUUCAACUUUUUGUCUUUUCACGCUAGCUUGUUGAUAUAAACGCUACGUAUUUUCCCCUUUUAUCCUCAGCGGCCUCGAUUCAAAAGGGUGGCUCCAAUUACACACAGACACCUAGCGUUAAAUCACAGUAACAAAGUUAGCAAAACAGUCUGCUGUCGCUAGUUCACUGGUAGCACUUUAGCCCUUCUUAGUUUGAGAUGGAAGUUGCAUUCAUUUUCGACUGAGAGACAAAUGCAAAUCUGGCGAUUUUUACUCCGGUUAGCCACGUUAGCAUCUAAAAAUAACUGAACUGAAAAAUAAGUGCUGAGUGGAACUGUUUCUGUUUAGCAUUCUCAGUGUAAAGUAUUUAUUGAUGGUAUUAUUGGUUUCACUAGUGAUAGCACAUAGAAACAACAGGAAGAUGUUAAGCUUCCUUCGAGUAACAUAUCAGGCAAACACUAAAGUAGCACUUGCUAAUGUGUGUAAUACUAACUUAGUCCUGCUGAUUUAGCAGUUUUUUGUUGUUGUUUUUUUUGGAAUUUUCUAGAAUAAAGUUAAGCCCAAAACUGUUUUUGGAACGAUUUCAUGUUUGGAGCUAAAGGCACUAUGAAGCCAACUGUACUGUAGCUCUCGAGUGACGAAGUGUGUACGAAUAAAGAUUCUGUUUAUAAGAAAUAAAUCAAGCAGUUUGUAAACUA